Molecule: messenger RNA, 816 nt
Organism: Symbiodinium sp. CCMP2592
Lineage: Eukaryota; Dinophyceae; Suessiales; Symbiodiniaceae
Source: the annotation of a GenBank genome assembly
AUGGAUUUCUGCUGCUUCCCCAAGCUGGUGGAUCCGGCCGAGACAUUCCUAUGUUGCCUUCCCCUGGGCGCCGGGGUGAAGCUCCUCAUGUGGCCGCACCAAGCGCUCACGCUCUACACAGCGGCAGAGAACCUGAUCGCCGGCGACCUGGGCGUGAGCGACUGGAACAUCUCAAAUGUUCGAAACCAUUUGGUCCCGAUCAUCACGGCGGGCCUUUGGGGAGUCUACCACCGGUUGGAGUCGCAUGUGCGACUCUACUGGUACUACUUAGUCCUGAGCUUCUUCAUUGACAUGUACUACGUCGUCGACAUCUUCGUUCUGCGCGACGCUUGUGUCCAUCUAGCGUUGGAAGUCCAAAACCGGCAGGGCCAGGCCUUCGCCUGUGGCGUGGCUCGAAGCGUGAGCACCGCCAGCGCCGUGGUUCUCACCCUCGUCUUUCUGUACCUGAUCUACAUCGUCUGGAGCUGGUGUGAGGACGUGGAGGGCACCGGCGCCGCUGACGCCAUGGCCAGGCUGUUGGACCUGGCGGAGGGCAAGCGGCCCUCGAGGGCUGAACGGGGACUUUACGGCUGGUCGCCAAAUGACCUGCCAGAGCUGAUUGGCCCCAGCAUGGAUGCCUCCAUCAUCUCCGGGGCUGGCAUCUUCUACGGUUCCAUCAGUAAUGCCAUCAACAGGGAAGCCAAGAUGGUGGGCCAGUUCGUCGUGGAGGAGGUUGGCGACAUCGAGCGCUACGCGACAGGCGGCCGAGCGGCCGAGCGGCCGAGCGGCACCCUGCCCAGAACCGUCUGCCGUCCCGCAGGCCUUGAGCAGCGCUGA